AUGUCAUCUGGGAGCGAGAUCUGUAUCUGGCGCCCCAGUUUAGGCACCGACAACGAUCUCCGGGGACGAAAGGACAAAGAGAGCGAGAGACAGGAGAACGGUCGAGGCAAGUCGUCGUCCCCGAUACCUUCGCCCGACUCCUCCAGCGGCCGGCGUGGACGCUCGCGGACGCGUGCAGGAUACCAUACGCUCAUGUCCUCCUUUGGCAAGGCGUUCCAUGUCGAGAAACGAUGGAAGCUUAUUCGCGAGAUGGGGUCCGGAGCGUACGGCUAUGUCAUCUCGGCCGCGGACGAGAUCUCGGGAGAGCCGGUGGCGAUCAAGAUGGUCACUCGCGCGACAGAGAAGGUCCAGCUUGCAAAGCGUGCAUUGCGCGAGAUCACCCUCUUGCGACACUUCAAUCAUGAGAAUAUCACCGGCCUCAUAGAUGUGGACUGUACUCCGGACUUGAGUGAGAUAUAUAUCUUUAUGGAGAUGCUCAGCAAUGAGCACGUCCAGUACUUCCUCUACCAGGUUCUCCGAGGCAUGAAGUAUAUUCACUCCGCGUCCGUCGUACAUAGAGACCUGAAGCCCGGCAAUCUGUUGGUAAACGCCGAUUGUGAGCUGAAGAUCUGUGACUUCGGUCUGAGUAGAGGGUUCAACUCAAAACCGGAUGAGGAGCCGACCAACAUGACCGAGUACGUUGCGACGAGGUGGUACCGUGCGCCGGAAAUCAUGCUUGCUUUCAAGGGGUACAACACAGCUAUCGACGUCUGGUCAGUAGGCUGUAUCUUCGGAGAGCUUAUGCUUGGCAGGCCAGUAUUCAAGGGGAAGGACUAUGGUACCCCGGAGAGCGACGUCGUCGAUCGCAUAGCAAGUCCAAAAGCACGGGCGUACAUACGGUCCCUGCCCUGGAAGAAAAGAGUACCUUUCUCAAAGGUUCUACCAGUAGCAGAUUUCCAAGCUCUUGAUCUCCUUUCCAAAAUGCUCACGUUCGAUCCUGCGGCGCGAAUCACAGUCCCUGAAGCACUCGAACACCCCUGGCUUGCGUCGUACCACGACAUCACCGACGAGCCCGACUGCCCUGAGCCAUUCGAACGGUGGCGAACGCUCGAAGCUAUAGAGACUCUGGAACAGUACAAGGAGGCGCUAUACAACGAGAUACAAGACUAUCGCGGCGAAGUGCGCAGUAUUCCUGUUGAGGAGUCGGAGCCGGAGCCGGAACUAGAACCAGAGCUAGAUUCGGAGCUGCCUCGCCGACCCAGCGCACUACCGUCACCCACACGGGAGAUCAAGCGCAAGCUAGAGGAGAUUCGCGAGAUGGCAGAGAAUCUGCAGCCACCAGGAGUGGACGACGCGGUGUUUCUUGCCACGCCGGAGAUGGCGCAGAGCGUCUUCGAGGGUCUGGAGCCGCCGGCGAAGCCCGAGGAGCGGACGAAGCAGCCCGUUGACCCCAUGGUUGCUUAUUCGCGACGAUCGAGCACGUAUGUUCCGUCGCGGACGAACUCGCUAUACGGCGGGUCCGCAUCUACAUCGUAUCGGCCGACACCGUCGCGUAGGCCGUCUGGCGGCGGUGGCGAGGCCAUCGGUGGGGCAAGCACAGUGGCUUUUCCGACGCAGAAGGAGGACUACGUCGUGCCGGCGCGAUCGAGGACUGCGUCGACAUACGGAUACGAUAGCGCGCGCAGGCUGCUCAGGACACUCUCGACUGUGUCGAUCUACGAGAGUGGGGAGGGCUUUGCAGGUGGGCUGGCGGAUAUUGCUCCCAUUGGGAAGUAUAUUGUGCAGGAGAGAGAUGAGGCACUUCCGUCGGAGAUGCCCGGAGAGCUGGAGUCGCCGCCAAAGCAGGAUGAGUAGACCUCUCGAAGUGUGUUCGAGCGACGUGUACUGUAUGGAUGGACUCGUUGCAGCUGCAUAGAUGACCCAUGAUCUAGAUGUAUCACUAGUGUAGAUAGGCUCAUGUCGACCGCAAUGCAUUCGCUGUGUACUUA
Fomitopsis serialis is the source of this 1967-nucleotide messenger RNA. Its product is annotated as kinase-like domain-containing protein. Gene Ontology annotation, cellular component: cytoplasm; nucleus. Gene Ontology annotation, molecular function: protein serine/threonine kinase activity; ATP binding. Bases 1 to 1833 code for a protein of 610 amino acids. The transcript is spliced from 13 exons. Gene Ontology annotation, biological process: protein phosphorylation; intracellular signal transduction. Lineage: Eukaryota; Fungi; Basidiomycota; Agaricomycetes; Polyporales; Fomitopsidaceae. The record is from RefSeq and is a predicted model, not a curated record.